Molecule: messenger RNA, 1590 nt
Organism: Mytilinidion resinicola
Lineage: Eukaryota; Fungi; Ascomycota; Dothideomycetes; Mytilinidiales; Mytilinidiaceae
Product: glutathione synthetase large chain
Exons: 2
Coding region: 1-1590 (529 amino acids)
Biological process (GO): glutathione biosynthetic process
Cellular component (GO): cytosol
Molecular function (GO): glutathione synthase activity; ATP binding; glutathione binding
Source: RefSeq, a predicted model, not a curated record
AUGCCGUCGACUCUAUACCAGGACUAUCCCCCCGACUUGACCCAGGGAGAGGAGGAGUACCUGUUGUCCAACCUCAAGGACUGGUGCAUCGCACACGGUAUAGCUGUCCGACCGCCACCGUCUUUUGUCUCGAAGGGGCAGGAUCCAUCUGGUGUGUUGGCCACAACGGCCCCGGUCACGUUGUUUCCGAGUCUUUUCCCGAGGUCAUGCUUUGAUGAGGCGCAUGCGAUUCAGACGACUUAUAAUGAGUUGUAUGCUGCUAUUGCCAGAGAUGAGGAGUGGUUGUAUGGGAUUGUCAAGGAGCUCGUGGGUAUCGACGACUUCACGGCCAAGCUAUGGGAAGUUCAUGAAGCCGUGAAGAAGGAGGGCUAUGUUCAGGUAGGUCUUGCUGGCCCCACUUACCGGAUUGAAUUCUUACGAUAUCAGGCUCUCACACUAGGACUAUUUCGCUCAGACUACAUGGUCCACCUGGAUCCUUCAGACUCAAACGCCAGUCCAGAGAUCAAGCAAGUCGAGUUCAACACAAUCGCGUCAUCCUUCGGAGGCCUCUCAGGUGAAGUAUCGCAGCUGCACAACGUGCUCUCCAAGAUCCGAGCGUAUCCUCAAUCAGCCAAAAGAAUUAUCACAAAAUCAAACAUGCCCGUCAGCGAGUCCGCCUCCAAUCUGGCCGCUGGAUUAGCAGCCGCACACCACGCGUAUGGAGAGCCCCAGAUCUCACGCGAGACCUGCGUGCUCUUCAUCGUGCAAGACCCAGAGCGGAAUGUGUUCGACCAGAGACACUUGGAGUGGAAUCUGCAGAAGCAGGAUAUCCGGACGUUCAGGUUACCAUUCCACCGCACUCUCAUAGAUACAAGACUCGAUUUCAAGCGCAAGCUCGUCUACACUCCUCCACACGCGCCUGCCACAGCUUACGAGGUAACGACCGUCUACUUCCGCGCAGGCUACUCACCUGACGACUAUCCCACGCCGGAAGCGUGGGCUGCCCGCUUGCAUCUGGAGCGAAGCAACGCGAUCAAGUGCCCUAGCAUCCUCACUCAGCUAGCUGGUUGUAAGAAGGUGCAGCAGGUACUUGCAACACCCAACUCGCUGCAUCUGGAACGGUUCCUGGGUACCAAGGAGAAGAUAGACCGAGUGCGCGCGACCUUCGCCCCCAUCUAUCCCCUCGAUUCCUCUGAAGCGGGACUAGAGGCGAAGAAGUUGGCCACAGAGCCCGAGACGGCGCAGCGGUACGUGCUGAAGCCGCAACGCGAGGGGGGAGGCAACAACAUCUACCGCAUGGCCAUCCCGAAGUUUCUCAAGUCGGAGCCAGAGGAGAAUUGGCCGGCGUAUAUCCUGAUGGAGAUGAUAGAGCCGCCAGCGCAGAAGAAUGCUAUUUUUCGGAACGGCGAGGUGCAGAAGGGUGGAGUGAUAUGCGAGCUAGGCAUCUACGGAGCGUGUCUGUGGAGGAACGAACUGGAGGGGAGUGGUACGAAGAGCGAAGUGUUGAAGAACACGCAGGCUGGGUACCUACUACGAACCAAGGGCGACCAGAGCGAAGAAGGCGGUGUAGCUGCGGGAUUUGGAGCGAUUGACAGCGUGUGCUUGGUGUGA